This is a messenger RNA of Xyrichtys novacula (pearly razorfish), 3712 nucleotides long. Lineage: Eukaryota; Metazoa; Chordata; Actinopteri; Labriformes; Labridae. The record is from the annotation of a GenBank genome assembly.
GGGCUGCAUUUUUUUUUUUUGUGAGUACCACAGCGGCACCGUGCUGCACAUAGAAGGUUACCAGGAGGUUAUUUCUCAUGACUGCUGCAGGAUUGAACCAAACGUCGACCAGCUGCCACCACGGCUCACCUGAGAGCGUAAAAAAAGACAGAAACGAGCAGAAGUGGCGUUUCUGCAUAGUGGUCGGUUUCGCUGUGGUCCAUUGUUUUCUCCAUCUCGUUUGCUUCUGCAGCAGCAAGGACGGAGAUACCAGCGCGAUACGAGGAUCCAUGAGAAACGCUCUGAAUAGGAAACCGCUUCACCAUCACGGUAGGCCACGACCAGAGUGAGGGGGGCUCAGUUACAGGUAGAUGCAACAUUUGGGAAUCUUCACUGGCGAGAAAUCAGACGAAACGACAUCAUAGGAGAGAUGGUGGUAGUUUGCAACCAAGAUACGAAUGACUUGAUCAGAUGGAGAGCUGCAGGAGAAAGGAAAUCCUGUGAGCACAAGUGGUGUUACAGCAAAUAAAGUCUAAAGCUGAGUUGACUUUGAUUAAUCCCAAUUUUGUAAAUAAACAGGAGGUGUAAUUUGUUCUCAAUGACAGUCACACUAGUUAACCAACCUGUGUGUUUUUUUCUUCUUAGAGCACAAACUGGCUUUAAUGUUGACGUUUUAAGGGAAAUCUCUUGUCCUUCUUCAUCCAGCUGUCAACAUCUGUGUGUGAGGGUUCAGCCAUGGAUGCUGGGAGGCUGGAGCAGCAGGUGGCCAGCAUGAACAGGGGCAUCGCCUUCCUGAAGCAGGAGCACCUGGCCAUGCUGACUGGUCUGCGGCUUGAGAUCACACACCUGAAGAGACGCUGCCACGGUCAGUCUAUACAUUCCCUGCUGCUGCUGCUGCUGCUGCUCUACAUUUUAUGCUGCUCUGUGUCUUUCUGCCUGUUGUGCUUCAAUUUGUCCUCUUCAUUGCAGAGCUGAGCUGUGAGUUGGACUCCAGGUUUCCUGACAGAAACACAGAAGGUAAGAUAUUAGAAACAAAGCUAGUGAUGUAUGAAAGAAAUCUUAAUCCUCUAUCCAAGUAAUGGAAAAGAAAACCCACAAAGCUCUUUAGAGGAGGAAUGGAAACUCUCAGGGAUAUUAUCUAUGGGUGUAAUAUGACAAAAACAGUGCAGUAAAAUUACAUCAACUGUACAUUUGAUUCAGUUUAAUGUAAUUUGUAACUGCAUGAUUCAUGCUUGAUCUCCUAUUUUUAUCGUUCAUGUUUGGAAUUGGAGUGGGCUGGAUUUGUCUUGGUCUUUGUGUCUAGUGUCCAGCACUGGUCGCAUCGUCUUAAAUAUUAAACCUGACUUGGGGCUGGAAAGUGAACCAUUUUUAAAUAUGCAGAGAGAGAGAGAGAGAGAGAAAGGGGGCACUUAUGCAAACAGAGAUCUAAAUGACAGAAUAAUACUCAUACUCAUGUUGAUUGGUUAUCCAGUUUCACCAUGUAGUGAAGUAAAGUUGAAGAAGCUCUUAACCCCAAUUUCCACCGCAACCAGAACAUCAUAGGCCAUAGAGGCCAUAUCUAGAGUUAAUGGACUCCGCAACUGAUUGCAAGAGUUCAAUUUUUUCCGGACGCGGAGCAUGCCGGAUAAAGUCAGCACAGAUUAACCUGUGCCGGAGAGGAAGUCGGGCACAGACUCAAAGUAAAACAUCCGGCUUCUAUUCAAAAUGAAACACUCUUUGUUUCAGGCGGAUCGUAUUUCACACCAUGCAAACGGGCGGGGACGAACAAGUGAAUGACAGCAUUUCACCAUGGAUGAGAAGAUGCUGAUUUUAGAAGUCUAGAGGUGGAUUUUCCUCCUCUGGAAGGACACAAUCUAUUGCUUUCAUGGUUAGCCUCUGUGGCUGUCUUUAUGGAGACAAUUCGUUAUUGCACGAUUGCACAUGAACCGUGGGUUCUUGUGAGUUCUCGUGAUUACUGCUGUCUGUAAUCGGCCACAAAAUUUGCCUCACCAAUGGAUCCAGUAGGAAUUGGUGGACGGUGACAAUCGUUCCAGUUCAGAGCCGUUCCAGAUGCAAUGAAAAUUGGGGGUUAGAAGAGAAAAAUUAAAUGUGAGAAAUUGAAUAAAAAUUUGUCAUGAAGAUCAAAUAGAAAAGAUUUCCACCAGAGGUAGAUCAAAUGACACGAUGAGAGUGAUUAUCUGCACAAAUUUCUGUGUAUGUCCACAUUUACCUGAGUGCAUCUCUGCGUUUACAUUUGUGUCUCAGAGGAGGAAGCAGAACUUGCAGCACGGUGCGAGGCUGCAGAGCGCCUCCUAGAGGACCAGCACUGCAUGAUGGCUGCUGCGCGUGGAGAGCUGCGGGCUGGCCGGGCGAGAGCAUCAGCGCUGGGAAGGAGUCUCAGGGACGAAGAGCGAUGUUUCCUGGAAGAACUGAAACGUCGCAGCCACAAGAUCACGCUGCUGAGUCGUGAGCUGCAACGCCAAAAUGUCAUCACUACCAGUCUCUGCCAUGAGCUCCACGCCGCACGCUUAAAACUGUUCCAGCAACGGCAGAGCGCUCAGCCUGCUGCAGAGGGACAGGAGGAACCAGAGGGUAAACCUGUAGAAGGAGGACAGGAGGAAGAAGAGGAGGAAGAAGAGGAUGAAGAAGAGGAAGGGGAGGGCUCAGACUGGCUUCUGUCUCCUCCUCCCCCAGCUUCCCCCAUCAAACCAGAAGCCAGACAGAAGAGACGUAUCACCUUGAGGGAGGAGAGGGUCAGAGCUUGCAUCCCACAGGAGAGAGUGACGUCACCACAGAGGCCACACCCAAUGCCUGACCCCGCCCUCUUCCUUGUGCCACUGAGAUACCGCCUCCUUCGUUUGAGACAACCUAUCAGAACGCAGGAGGUAGAGGGGCUCGACGACGAGUGGGAGGAUAUAGAUGACAGCAGGGUGCACAGGAGAGUGGACAUGGGAGCAGGAGAGGGAGAAACUGCUCUGUGAGGAGCUGAAAAAGACAAAUGUGGUCUUCCAGCAGGUCUCGGCCUAGAUCAACUAACAUGUGAUGCUGUUAUUCAUAAAAGGCGGGGAGAUGGGAGAGAAGUUACUUUGUGAUUGUCUGUAGAUUUCAGGAAGUAAGCUAGAAAUUUAGAGUUAGGUGCACACAAGUGUAAGAAAAAACAUACAUAUAGAUGUAUAAACUGAAUUUGUCACGCUGAUGGUACAGCAUGUACCUUGAAAAUGUGAGGAAGUGACUGGAACUAAGGAGAACUGUUUCAUAUCGAUGCCUUUUUCAUUUUCACACUGUUGAUCACGGCUUCUGCCUGUAAUUAGUAGCCUUGCCUCUGGGUCUAUGAACACUAACACCCAACUCUUUAAAGUGGCAACCUGCUUUAUCACUGCACUAGCCCUAUUCCAGGUUCAGAAAGUCACUCUUAAAGGCUUAGGGAUUUUUUGUAUCAUUUGCACUUUAUUAAAUUCAUGCAAUGUGCCUAGUUAUGGCAGAUAAGUAUUACUGGUGUCCUGUUGUCUGUUUUCAGCACUGUCAGUGCUGGGAAUUAGCUUGAACAUGAAGGCCUACACUGGGUGGCAGUAAAAGCAUUCAUGGAAACAUGUACUGCACAGUGAUAAGGAAGAUGCCAUGAUAGCAAUGAUGUGCCUGCUUUUAAGUUUACACAAGUAGAAGUUUUGUGAACUUCAGACACGAACAUUUAAAGAGAUAUUCCAGUGUAAAACACACCGUAACACCGAGUUAAACACCCCAUCGAAAGAUGAAU